UCAUAACUUUCAAAAAUAUUAGAUUCAAAACAAUUUUAUAAAUCAUAACAAUUUUAUAUGACUAACAGUGAAAAUGAACGUUUGCAGAAUUUGUCUUACACUCGCUGUCGAAAAAGACAUAAGCCUUUUACCUGACCAAUUGGAAGAAAACACUCAAACUUAUUCAGAUAUUAUGUUAUUUUGCUUAGGUAUACAGAUCCAAACAGAGCCUAAACUAACAUCGAAGUUGUGUGGUACAUGUUUUUUGAAUAUACUAUCGUUCUAUAAGUUUAAAACUUUAGCAUUAAAAAAUGAUGAAUAUCUACGAUCACUUCAAGAGAAAAAAGAGAAGAUUGAAGUAUUUGUUAUAAGCGAUAUUAAAAAAGAAGAAACACUUAACUUUUUGAAUGAUGAAGACAUACAACAAGAUACUGUUUUUAAAUUAGAAUUAGAUGUAAAAGGGGAAAAUAAUUUAGAGGAACUGCAGUCAGAUGAUGAGCUUCUUAGUGUUAUAAAACAAUUAAAAUAUGAAAAUUCAAUAGGAGAUAGUAAAGAAAAUGAACUUUUAACGCAAAAUAAAAAAACAAAGAUAAAAAGCAAAAAACGUAAAAAUGAAUUGGAAAAACCAAACCAAAUGUGUGAAGCAUGUGGUAAGACUGUGCGGAACUUGAAAGAACACAUGUUCCAGCACAAACCUUUGUUAAUAAGGAAGAGAUACCAAUGCAAAGCGUGUGACAAGAUGUUUUCCAGCUGCAGUUCACGUCUCAAACAUUAUAAAAUCAAACAUCUAGGUAUUAAACAACACUGUGAUGAAUGUAAUAAAGAUGUUGUUAAUUUAUCCUCUCAUCGUAUGGUGGUUCAUAAAACAGCACUGCUACCAUUUGAAUGUGUUCCAUGUGGCCGAAGAUUUCUAUCCAAGUCAUUACGAGAUCAGCAUACACUCAUCCAUACAAAGGACAGACCUCAUGAAUGUGAUCAGUGCGACAAAGCCUUUAGAAGUAAUAUUGGUUUGACUCAACACAAGCGACAAGUUCAUGAUAAAGAAAAAUCACAUUUAUGUCAGUUUUGUUCGAAGAGGUUUUUUAAGAAAUAUCAUUUGCAAAUACACAUAAGGAGUCAUUCCAAGGAGAGACCGUACGAAUGUCCAGACUGUGGGAAGUUCUUCUCUACAACCUCGAUACUGAAGAACCACAGGCUGAUACACACAAACGUCAAGAUGUUCGCCUGUCAACUUUGCGAUAUGACAUUUUGCAAACCAGGGUAUUUAAGGAACCACAUGGUCUGUCAUACCAAAGAGAAGCGUUACUCGUGCAAGUACUGCGGGCUGCUGUUCGGUCGCUCCGACCACCGCCUGCGCCACGAGCGCACCUCGCACGAGCGGCACAUACUGCCCGCGGCAUGACCUCUACGAACUACAAAGAGCUCUCAAUAUUAUGACUAACAAUUAAAUUGACCCUAAAUUUGAAUAUAUUAACAAAAUAACCUUUCUUUCAAGUUGGUUUAAAAACAUUUAACGUCAGAGUCAAAACUUUUAUUCAAUUAUACCCGUUAUUUAUUGUUAAUUCACACUCAGAAUAUAUUCUUUUAAUAUAAAUACAAUACAUAAUUAUAAUCGACUGAUUACGAAACAUGGCAACAUUGCAGGAGAAUUUGUUCUUGAAGUCAUUAUACAGUGUGAUUGUAAAAAAAUCUAUCAACGGUUAAAAUAUGAUACUUGCUAAAAGGCCUUUAGAAAAGAACGCAAAAGAA
This is a messenger RNA of Nymphalis io (European peacock), 1728 nucleotides long. RefSeq names its product zinc finger protein 83-like. Gene Ontology annotation, molecular function: DNA-binding transcription factor activity, RNA polymerase II-specific; RNA polymerase II transcription regulatory region sequence-specific DNA binding; zinc ion binding. The record is from RefSeq and is a predicted model, not a curated record. The transcript has 7 exons. Gene Ontology annotation, cellular component: nucleus. NCBI's taxonomy places the organism in Eukaryota, Metazoa, Arthropoda, Insecta, Lepidoptera, Nymphalidae. Gene Ontology annotation, biological process: regulation of transcription by RNA polymerase II. The coding region runs from base 74 to 1381 and encodes 435 amino acids.